CCUCUCCUCAAUUUUCACUCCCAUUGAAAACACACAGCCAAGCCCUCUUUGUCAAUUUACAGAAUCAUCACAAUAAAACCUAACAAACGCUUCUUCUUUUUGUUCGUCGUUUUCUCCCUCGAUUUGCAGACCCUUUCUUUUUGCUAAUUCUCAGCACAUAAAGUGACGAUCUUUGAGGGAAUCUGAAACAUACCAUCGUUUUGUUAAGAGGAUUUGCAUUCGAUCAUGCCGGUUCCUGAGAACACUGUGGCUGUGUCGUCGAUCGGCUCUCAUGCGGUCAAUGAUUCUGGAAAAUCAAAAACCAGCAGCGAUUCCGUGGCUGCUGCUAAGACUGACAAGGAAGCCCGGUUUGAACAAGUCAAACCAGCACAAGCAGCCAUCGAUGGCGACGGCGAUAGCAAAACUGAAAUGCUAAAUGGGUUUAGCAAUGUGGAAAAUGGGGGUGAUGAUGAGAUUUUCGAGAAAAACAUGAGUGAUUUGGUUGAAAUUUUGUCUAAGCUUAACCCUAUGGCUGAGGAAUUUGUUCCUCCUUCCCUUGCCAACCUCCACCACCAUGAUCAAAACCGUCAUGAUAAUCACUUUCUGGAAAUGGGUUUGGUUUUAUUACUGACAAUUUUGCUCUGA
Molecule: messenger RNA, 624 nt
Organism: Hibiscus syriacus
Lineage: Eukaryota; Viridiplantae; Streptophyta; Magnoliopsida; Malvales; Malvaceae
Product: polyadenylate-binding protein-interacting protein 10-like
Exons: 2
Coding region: 226-624 (132 amino acids)
Source: RefSeq, a predicted model, not a curated record